UAAAAAAAACUAUCGAUGCUUCGCUUGGGUUGCUUGAAGAUAUUUUUCGAGUUUUUAAACUUGAAUUCCAUGGGAGCAGUAGUGAGAGUAGUGACAGUGGCGAUCCUCUUCUAGUUUGUUUUUUCUAGCUUUUUUUUUUUGGAGAGACUCACCCUCACUCCACUUGGAUAUGUAUCAAGUGAAAAAUUUCUCUCCGGGUACGAAUUUCAUGUCCCAGCAGCAGCAGCAGCAGCCAACUUUGUACACUGGAUUGAGCGUCGAGCAGGCGAAAAUCUCUGCGUCCGAGCCUAAACCAAGGCUCCGAUGGACACCCGAGUUGCAUGAGCGAUUCGUGGAGGCUGUCACUCAGCUGGGAGGAGCCGAGAAGGCGACACCAAAAUCCGUGAUGAGGAUCAUGGGAGUCAAAGGCCUUACUUUGUAUCAUCUCAAAAGCCACCUUCAGAAAUUUCGUCUUGGGAAGCAACUCAACAAGGAUACAAACGUCGCAAACAGAAAUGCCAGCAUUGUAUCAUACAACACACCCAAUGCUCAGGAUUUGAUAGCCCAGCAGGGUCACCUUUCCUCAUCCUCAUCUGAUUCUCAAAUCACAGAAGCUCUGAGGCUACAAAUGGAGGUGCAAAAGAAGCUACAUGAACAACUUGAGGUUCAAAGGCAUCUACAGUUGCGAAUCGAAGCCCAGGGGAAAUAUCUCCAAGCUCUCUUAGAAAAGGCGAGGGAGACUUUUUCUGUAGGAGGCCAGGAUCUGAACGCUUCAGUAAAACUGGAACUUUCCAAAGCUGCAUCAAGUGCCGAGACCACGCUGGAGCAGCAGCUUCUUUUUGCGAGAGAACAGAGGCUUCAGUCACACAAUCUUCAUCAGGUAUUAGCAGGCCAGCAGCAAAGUGGGAUCAAGAAACCAACGAGGAUAUUUGGUGGAAUUGAGCCCUGGAUGCGUCUCAAACGCGAGGAGGGAAUGUUAGAUCAAGGUUUAGUAACACUUUCUUUGCAAAAGCCCCAAGCUCAUCAUAUAAUGGGCAACAAGAUGGAGCAAGGUUUGGACCUGAACUGCAAAGAAGUGAACGGUCUUGACUUGAAUGAGUUUGGUUGGGCAGCUGGUCCAACAGAAUCUUAGCAAAAGUUAAGAAGUUAAUAUAAUUCGGAGUAAAACGUUAUAAAGAUAAAGCUCGGUUUACUCCAAAAGGUAAAGAAUUGUAUAUAAAUCAGGGUUUCGGGUUGUGACUC
Selaginella moellendorffii is the source of this 1221-nucleotide messenger RNA. Its product is annotated as protein PHR1-LIKE 3. The coding region runs from base 170 to 1111 and encodes 313 amino acids. NCBI's taxonomy places the organism in Eukaryota, Viridiplantae, Streptophyta, Lycopodiopsida, Selaginellales, Selaginellaceae. The record is from RefSeq and is a predicted model, not a curated record. The transcript is spliced from 6 exons. Gene Ontology annotation, molecular function: DNA binding; DNA-binding transcription factor activity.